UGUAUGUAUGAUGGUCAAAUUGAGCUGCUUUUGAAGCAAAUUCAUACAUACAUACAGUAAGUUCUUUCUCUAUAGAAUUGUUUCCACCAGGCAAUGAGGGUUUUACUUCGGCAGCUGUGUGAACAAAAAUGUAUGCAAGCAGUGCAUCUUCGCUCACACACCGUGAUCAAUACAACGUACCCAAAUUUGCUAACUUCUUCCGCCAGGUUUCUUCCUGGAUCGAAGUUAGCAAACUAAACAUUGUUUGUUGUUGCAGUGGAACCUCCAACUCAACACGCACAUUUUCGUAGGCGAAGAGAAAUAUGAAGAGACUGCAAGUAACCGCUCAGCAACCUAACCACGGCCAACAAAACUGGUCUUUCCACUACUUGUACUGUUAGUCACUCAAGUCGCUAGUGAGCAACUGGCCUACAAUGCGUGUGAGUCGGUGAUUUCUUUUCGUUAUUUAAGAUGUCAAUAAUUGUAAAGUGCAUUUUUGCACUUUUCUUAGUCGUGUUUGUUCGAGGCAGUUGUGCGAAAUUGGUGGUUUAUAUCUCUCAACACGGCCUCCAUGGCGAAAUUCACUUUCUCCAGCACAAUGCUACGACCGUGGAAAUAAGUGCCGAUCUUGAGACAACGCUGCAAUUUCCUGACCAAGUAUGGGCUUGGAAUAUAGCGCAAUUCCCGGUUGAUUACACCGACGUCAACCCCACCACUAGAUGUAGUCAGGACAAACUAGGCCCUUCCGUGGUGGACUUAGACGAAGAUCUCGGAUACUUAGUGCUGCCAGAUAAUAUGACUUCAACUUGGAUGAAAGAACUAAGUCUCACAGGAAAAGACGGUAUUUGGGGUAAAUCUCUUGUUCUUACGGAUUUUGAACGUCGGGUGCGUGCAUGUGGUACAAUAAUAUCACAAGAUCAAUCAUUAGAACAUAUAGCCGAGGCGCGGUUUAGAUCUACCAUUUCCGGUUCCGUUUAUUUCCGUUGGUUGGCGGAACAAGGCGAAAAUCGUUGGGAUACUCUUAUCUUCUCCAAUUUGUAUCACUUGAGCGAGCUGCCACAAUCCUUCCGCUUCAAAGCAUAUACGGAACAUGCUUGGAAAAUCUACGUUACUGAUAUAUUCGAGCACGAUCAUCAUCGAUCUGAAGAUAAUUGUAACUUUUUACAGCAAUUAUUCGAUCCGCAGGGAUAUGGUGAUGGGAAAGCGUUAGGAGAUUUGGAUGUUCGAUCGGGAAAAAUAAGGGUUGCAACGAACCCUCUGAAGCAGGAACAACGAAUGCUUUUCAAUGACAAUAAGUUAGUUUUAUUGCCAUCAGAUUUAAAUAUUCCUCAUAGAACACUAUAUCUUGUUCUAAUCGAUCCUAUCCAUCCAGAAAAUUUCAUUGCAUGUGCAAAGGUGCGGCAUGUUCAGCCACUCAUUUUCAGAUCCUUUUUAAAUGUGGAUGGAGUUAAAGGCGACGUUAUAUUCACUCAAAGAUCGAUAUUCGAUCCAACAACAUUGAACUUCACCAUAUCUUCUGUAAGUGGAAAAACGGAGGACAAUGUUAAGUAUGCAGAAGACGUCGCUGCGUUCAGGGUUGCAGAACUUCCGCCUGCACCGCAACGUGCAAAUAGGGAUGACUACUGCGCGAGUACUGGAAACCUCUUUAAUCCACGGGAAUUAGAAAGGACCUCUUUUCCACCACCCGGAUUUGGGACGCAAGACCAAUAUGCUGUUGGGGAUCUGUCAGGAAAGUUGCAAAGUCGAAACAAAAAGUAUUUUCAUCAUUUUAUUCUACCUGGGGCUAGCUCAGAGUUGGAUGGAAUUUAUUGGGAUGUUUUUCUUCCUCUACAAGGAAAACAUAGUGUAGCCCACAGAGGACUUGUCUUAUAUAAAUAUAAUCGAAGCAAUUUAAAGAAUAUCACUGAAGAUCAAUGGGGAUGCAGUUCGAUUUUGCAAUACGAGAAGAAUGGAAUCUAUCAAAAGUCAAUGUUUACAGCUCAAGUGCUUUUCCGAUAUCCUGUAGUAGGGCGCAUCCUAUUCAGGCAACCUAAAGAUGAACCUUGGCAUGACACCGCUAUAAUUAUUGAAUAUCUCAUACAUGCCGACGGUUCAACCCAAAAUACUUCGCAUUCACAUCGCUGGGCUAUUCACUUAGAGCCGCCCGGAAAGGAUUUCUAUAACUGGAGUGGAAGGUGCUUGAGUGCUGGAGAUGUUUAUAAUCCGCAUAAAGUAUUCUUCACACUUAAUUCGCCUGAAGAUACUUGCCAAUCCCAUUUCCCAUGGCUUUGCCGGUUGGGUGAUUUGUUUAAUCGGCUUGGAACAAUAUCCAUAGCUGGAAGCAGGAUAAAUGCCGCUGAAGUCAGCCGCAAAUUAUUCAUUGACGAAAACCUGCCAUUAAGUGGAAGCAGUAAAAUUUUGGGAAAGUCUGUGGUUUUAUAUGAUGAUUUUGGCCCGAAAGCUCGAGGAGAACGUUUAGGUUGUGCUUUAAUAUCCGGACAUUAUAGUCGGAAAGCUGUUGCACGAGACUGGUAUUCCAAUGGAGGUGACAUCAAAAUGAAAGGCAAAUUGGAAAUAUUUCAGCAAUCUGAAUAUGAUAUUACCAACAUAGAAGUUGACUUUAAAGGUUUAGUAAAUACAAGUGGAUACCACAUUCACAUGACACCGGUGGAGGCGAACCUAGCCUUUCCUUGUGAGAAGACGUCAUUGUAUGGACACUGGAACCCAAGAAAUGUAGAUCCGAGAAAUUCUCCAAAGCCGCGAUAUGGUAGCACAGAUCAAUACGAGAUGGGUGACUUGAGUGGAAAGUUUGGAGCUCUUGAUGGUUUUCAAGACUAUGAAACGUGGUAUAAUGACACAAACAUUCCCUUAUUUGGGUAUGAAACUGUUCUCGGGCGAUCGGUUGUAAUUCACAAGAAAGAAAAUAACCAGCGGUGGGCGUGUAGCACCAUAGAAGCGGGUUACAGUCCCAGUGAAGCGCGACAAGUAAGUGCAAUAGCUUCCUUUCACCAUCCGGGCGGUUAUGCCUAUGGGUACAUUCGUAUGCAACAACUUAUUUACGCAGACGGUAGUACAAGUGACACAAUUAUGGAAAUUAAAUUACGGCAUCCUGGGAAAAAUGAUCGGAAUAUAACACGGGAUCAUCAUUGGCAAAUAUUUGUAAAUCCGAUAGGGGUAGAUGCUGCGGUGAAGCAAACUAUAACUCGUUGUGUAGCUGGUGGUUAUGUUUGGAAUCCGUACUACACACAACUUGCUGAUCCUUUAAAUAGUGAAUUAUACCAUCAAGAAUGUGCACCAGACAACCCUUUGCGGUGCUACGUUGGAGACGUGUCAGCUAGAGUGGGCAAAAUAGAUUUGGGUGAUAAACGUGUUGUUUUGAGUGAUUCGAAUUUCCCUUUGGAAGGACCAGUCAGUGCGAUGGGGCGUUCUAUAGUGAUUUUCGGUGCAAAUAGUUCAGGAGAGCGUUUUGCAUGUGCUAACAUUGAACCUGAUCAUGACAUCAUAAAAUAUAUAAAUCUACAAAAGCCACCUAGAUUUGUGGUGGCCCAAUUCCUAGAGGAUGUACGUCAUGUUACGGAAGCACCAGAAUGGAUGCUCAACGUUGAUGCUCGGACGAUAAAAACGUUGCAUGGAGGGACAUGUAUCCAAAUGAUUAUGCAUUUUAAAGGACCUUACGCUCAUCAGCUGGAAGUUGACCUUUCAGGGCUUUUAGCUGCUGGAGUUUUGUAUCGUCCCAGUGUUUAUAUUCCGGGUUAUUCCAACCAGAAACGAAAAACGACAUUGCCUUAUAGAACUUGCGAUGUCGUAGAUCCCAAUGAGAAAAAUUCAAAAAAAAGAAAGUCUUCGGGGGUUUUUAGAAAAGCAAAAAUUUCAAUGUGUUUGCUAACCGCACUCCUGAUUAACCUGCGCUGGUAGAUAUUAUGCGAACCACGACAAAAAUCUUUUAGAAGAAUGGAGGUUGUGAAGAAAAUGUAAUUAUACUAUUGUGCACUGUUUUCAUUCAUUAGUCAUUUCCGUGCAGGAAAAUAAGGUUUACAUUGAUUGAUCAUUUUAAUAUUUCAUACGAAGAGCGUUGUAUAAAGUAUAGAAAGCAAUAAAAAAAAAGCUUUAUUAUUUUUUGACCAUA
Molecule: messenger RNA, 4084 nt
Organism: Hermetia illucens (black soldier fly)
Lineage: Eukaryota; Metazoa; Arthropoda; Insecta; Diptera; Stratiomyidae
Gene: Rsod
Exons: 12
Coding region: 451-3873 (1140 amino acids)
Biological process (GO): superoxide metabolic process
Molecular function (GO): metal ion binding
Source: RefSeq, a predicted model, not a curated record